This is a messenger RNA of Sphenostylis stenocarpa, 390 nucleotides long. Lineage: Eukaryota; Viridiplantae; Streptophyta; Magnoliopsida; Fabales; Fabaceae. The record is from the annotation of a GenBank genome assembly.
AUGGCACAGCAAAACAGAGAAGAAUUCGGGCACGACCAGAGAGACUACGACGGGCGUCACAAUAACCCUGAUAUUUGCAAGAACAACGACGAAUGGGAUCGGUGGAGAGACGAGUUCGGAAGCAGAACCACCAUGGACCCAGUCGCCAGCUACGCUUAUGGGAACAUAGGGAGUGCCGGUUACGGAGCCCCUCCUACGGGAGGACCCUACACUGCCACUAACUAUGGAGCCUCUGGAUUUGAAUACAGCACUGCAUAUUCCACUACUGGCACACCUCCUGCAGGCCAAGAAAACGCAGAUCGUGGUGGUGGUGGUGGUGACAGCGGAAGGAACAUGACCAACACCAACAUUCACAGGAACAAGGACGUGGACCAAAAGAAAUCAACCUAA